Schizosaccharomyces osmophilus is the source of this 822-nucleotide messenger RNA. It is a transcript of the gene ssb2, whose product is annotated as single-stranded DNA binding protein Ssb2. Gene Ontology annotation, cellular component: site of double-strand break; nucleus; chromosome, telomeric region. The transcript has 3 exons. Gene Ontology annotation, biological process: DNA replication; nucleotide-excision repair; double-strand break repair via homologous recombination. Bases 1 to 822 code for a protein of 273 amino acids. NCBI's taxonomy places the organism in Eukaryota, Fungi, Ascomycota, Schizosaccharomycetes, Schizosaccharomycetales, Schizosaccharomycetaceae. The record is from RefSeq and is a predicted model, not a curated record. Gene Ontology annotation, molecular function: DNA binding.
AUGGCUUUCGAUCCCUAUAAUAAAGGAGGUUUUGGGUCAGGUUUUAGCGGAACCUUUUCUCCAGGAACGGGAGGAGGUGGAUUCAAUGACUAUGAUCCAUCCAGUCAACCUAGUGUUGAUAGACAACAAGGAAUUGGGAAUAAGCUCCGUCCUGUAACUAUUAAGCAAAUAUUGGAUGCUACGCAAGUCCAUGCUGAUGCAGAGUUCAAGAUAGACGGAGUCGAAGUUGGUCAAGUAACCUUUGUAGGCGUCUUGAGAAACAUUCACCAACAAACGACAAACACAACUUAUCAAAUUGAGGAUGGCACAGGCAUGAUUGAAGUACGGCAUUGGGAGCACAUUGAUGCUCUCUCAGAACUGGCUACCGAUACGUAUGUUCGUGUAUACGGAAACAUCAAGGUGUUUUCCGGAAAAAUAUAUAUUGCAUCCCAAUACAUUCGAAAUAUAAAAGAUCAUAAUGAGAUUCAUUAUCACUUUUUGGAAGUCAUAGGCGUUCACAUACACUUUACCCAGAAACCCCAGUUGACUGGUAACGCCGCUUCUGCUUUCGGUAAUUCCCUUCCUAAUGCUGCUUCUGCUCCCGCUGCCAAUUCUCUCGAGCAGAAACUGGCAGAAUACUCUUUAACCCCUACACAAAUAAUCGUUAUGCAAGCUAUACAUAAUGCUCCUGAUACCAAUGAAGGUGUGCAUGCUCGACAACUUGCUCAAAGCGUUGGUCCUGGCAUUGAUCUUACCGCUGUCACCGACUUCCUACAGCAAGAAGGCAUUAUUUACACAACAAUUGACGAAAACCACUUUAAGAGCGUCCUGCAAGAUCAGUGA